This is a messenger RNA of Morus notabilis, 968 nucleotides long. RefSeq names its product protein DOG1-like 4. Bases 61 to 759 code for a protein of 232 amino acids. The transcript is spliced from 2 exons. Gene Ontology annotation, molecular function: sequence-specific DNA binding. The record is from RefSeq and is a predicted model, not a curated record. Gene Ontology annotation, biological process: DNA-templated transcription. Lineage: Eukaryota; Viridiplantae; Streptophyta; Magnoliopsida; Rosales; Moraceae.
UUACAAUUAAAACUCCACAAUUCACACUGAUAUUUUAUACUCUCUAAUUCUCAACCCAAAAUGAGCAGCGGCGGCGGCGGCGGCUUUUGCAACUUCUACGAGACGUGGUUGGAGCAGCUGCACCACCUGGUCCGGCAGCUGACGGCGGCGCCCCGGCCCCCAACGACGCCGGACCACCACUACGACCUUGACGUGCUAGUGGGCAAGGUUAUGUCUCACUACGCCGAGUACUACCGGGUCAAGUCGGUGGCGGCGGAGCGCGACACCCUUUCCGUCUUCGCCGCCCCGUGGGCCUCCGCCCUCGAGCGCUCCCUCCACUGGAUCGCUGGCUGGCGCCCCACCACCGUCUUCCACCUCGUGUACUCCGAAUCGUCCAUCCUCUUCGAGUCCCACAUCAUUGACAUCCUCCGCGGCCUCCGCACUGGCGACCUCGGCGACCUCUCCCCCUCCCAGUUCCGCCGUGUCAGCGAACUUCAAUGCGACACGGUGAGAGAAGAGAAUGCAAUAACGGAAGAGUUUUCGGAGUGGCAAGACAGUGCAAGCGAGCUGGUGAAUGCGCGUGCUGAUCUGAAAGAGAAGAUCGGACGGCUGGUGAGCGUUCUGAGAAAAGCUGACGAUCUAAGGCUGAGAACCUUCCAGAGCGUGGUCGACCUCCUGACCCCACAACAGGCGGCGGAGUUCCUCAUCGCCGCCGCCGAGUUGCAGUUUGGGGUACGCGGAUGGGGAGUCAAUCACGACCGUCUCCGUGGGAAUCAUUAACCGUCCUUUUGAUUACCUUUUUUUUUUCCCUCUUUCCAUUAUGAUCAGUUUAUCUUUUUUGUCGAGUCUGAAUAUGGUUCGAUUAGGUUUUUUUGGGUAACUUGACGGCGAUGAUUCGACUUGUAGUUGUGGUGGAUUAUAAUUUGGAAUGCUUGUAUUGGACUCUAGUAGAGUGACGCCUAUGUUAACCUUUUUUUUUUUUUCUUUUU